AAAAAAAGAAAGCACAAAUUAGGGUUUUCUGCUUCACUCACUCAAAAUUCAAAAAUUAUGACGGGAUUGGACUCUGCUCAGCUCCAAAAUCCCCAGAACAGCGCCCAAUCUAGCCUCAUCUUCAACAAAGGCCAAGAGGUGGAAGUGAGCAGCGACGAUGAUGGGUUUAGGGACGCAUGGUACGUGGCCACAAUUUUGGAGUCCCCAUCCAAAUCCGCUUCCAAGAAGAGGAAAAAAGUAAUGGUUGAGUACAAGACUUUGGUUAUGGAAUAUGGCUCCGCUCCUCUGAAGGAGCUUGUGGAUCCCGGGUACAUAAGGCCUCUGCCUCCAGAUGAUUCACAUUCUGGUGACCGGGUUUUUCAGGAGAACGACGUCGUUGAUGCCAGGUACAGAGACGGGUGGUGGACUGGCGUUGUAAGGAAGGUUUUAGAGCGUUCUAGGUAUAGGGUUUAUUUUAAUAACCCACCGGAUGUUAUUGACUUUGAUGGGAAAGAUUUGAGGACUCACUGGAAAUGGGUUGAUGCUAACUGGGUUGCACCCGAGAAGCAGCAAAUGGCCGGGUCAGCUUUCAGCUCAGGCACGGCAGUAGAGGUGAAUAUUGACAAAGAAAAUGUACGUGAUGCUUGGUUCCCUGCAGUUGUUAUUAAGGAUAAUGGGGAUAACACUUUCUUGGUGAAGUAUCAAAGCUCAAAGAAUAGUGAUGAAGCUGGGACAAAAGUUAUUGUGGAUUCCCUCCACAUUCGACCCAUUCCUCCUCGUUAUGCAGACAGAAACUUUGAGUUACUGGAAAAGGUGGAUGCACAAUAUGACUUUGGAUGGCGGGCUGGUGUGAUUACUAAACUUCUUUCUGGGAGGAGGUACAAUGUCUUUUUUAAGCAGGGUAAUGAGGACAAGGAGCUUAAUUACUCAGAAAUAAGGCCUCAUGUGGAAUGGAAGGAUGGCCAGUGGAUUUGUAAAUCAAAGGAAGUCAUGAUUGCUUCUAAUAAUAACAAACUGUUGGGUAAUGCCCACAACUGCAUUGACAGUCCUGAUAUGUCCAUGAAAGGUGAAGAGUUGGGUGCUAUUGAGGGUAAGAAUGAAGAUAAAUCACCUUGUUCCUCAAGCAUAAGGAAUAUGAUGGAGCAGUCAGCUCAUUGUAAUGAAAAAUCACCUUCUCAUAUGUUGCCUCCAAGCAAGAAGGUAAAGCUGGCAGCUCCUAAUGGUACUGGUGUGCAUUCGUGUCCUUCCAAAAAGUCAACAAUAGAAGAUGCUGUAGAUGUCCCGUUAUCAGUUACAACAUUGCCAUUAAUGAAGAUGCCAAUUGAAAUAUCAACUGGAGAAACUCUUCGAGGUUUAGUAACUCCAAGAACUGGAGGCAAAAGAACCAGAUACUCCAAAAAACCCAUGAUUGGUGAUCAGACUGCUGCAAAAACUGAGAGCCCUACAGGAAAGAGAGCAGUUGUUCCUAAAGCUAAUGGAGGCCUUAUUCGUAUUAAAGAGCUACCAAAGAAGAGUAAGCGGCUGAAAUUUGCUGAAUUAGAUGGUCAGAAAGUGGACAUUGUGACAAGGAAAGGUAGACUUACUAAAUCACCAUUUAGAAGUCCACAGGUUUCAGCAGCAGUGGAUGUUGCCAUUCAAAACAAAAAUGAAAUUGAGGAUAAAAUGAAAGAUGGAAUACCUGUUGUCAUAGCAUUAGAAGCUAGGGAAAUGAGGCAUUCACAACAUGAUUGUCCUUCUCAGCUCUCUGGUGAGGAAACACUCAAGCUUAUGAGAGAUCAGAAGAAGAAUUUAAGUGAUUCAGUAGGAGGCAAGAUCAUGGGACUCAAUCAGCAUAAAUAUGUAGGAAGCAGUCAACGGAGAAAGAGGGGAAGACCACGCAAACUAGUAGUUGUUAGCCUAAAGACUUCAGAGGCUGGUAAGGAGGACCAUGGCAUUCAAGAUGUUUCUAAUGAAGUAGUUGUAAAAGAUCGCACAUCUAAAGAAGUUGAAAUGCCAAUACAGACAAGGGUGGAGUCUACAGUUUCUCAAGCUGCUUCUAGAGAGAAAACAGCUGAAGUUUCAGAGACAGAUUGCAUGGCAAAAGAAGUUGAAAUGGCCAUUCCCUCUGUAUCAAAAAAUGUUGCUGAUGAUGAUCAACCUCUAUCAACGUGGAUUGGGGGGAUGCAUUCUUCUGCAAGUGCUGAAGAAUUGCGAUUAUCUUCUGGAAGGCCUUCUAAUGGAUGGAAUGAGGCGAGAGGAAGACAUGUUGAUCUAGCAAUUGUAUCUUCUGUGAUUGAUGCACAAGGUGACACUGCACCCAAUGGAAAUCAGUGCUUGCCUUUUGUAAAGAGGUCACCGGUUUGGAAAACAAUUGAAUCUAUGGAAGUAUUUCAAAUCAUGCCACAAAAGCCUCAUUUUCAACCUUUGGCUGAUAGUAAAGAGGAGUACCGUGAAGGAUCAGCCAUUGGUAUUAUGGUAACCUUUGCCAGUUUGUUUGAGAAGAUAACAUCACUGCAAUUUGAUGAUUCUAAAAGCAUAUUGGAGAGUACAUUGGAAAGUCUUUCUGAUUUGGAGAUGCAUGGAUUUGAUGUAACCAUGCUACGAGACCGUGUGAAUGAAUUGCUAUCAAUUAAAUAUGGGAAAGAAGAGCUUCUGAAUGAAUCAAAAGAUGUUGGAAGGCAGAUAAUGGAGCAUACUGAUGAGAGAAGCAAAUUGGAAGCAAAGAUAAAUGAUAUCGAAAAGAAGGUACUUGAGUUGCAAGAAGAACUUGUUGCAUCUAAGUCAAAGAUGGAGAGCAAGGAUCUUGAGAUUACCAGGUUGCAGUCGCACAUGGAUUCUGUAAACGUACAAAUUAAAGAUUCCCAGUAUAAUUUUGAAAAAAUAGCUAGUGCCCCUUGGAAAUUGGUCUGAUGCUCUUGUGUGCCUCAUUCAGCAGUCUUGCUUGUACAUGUGAAUAUGUAGGCGCAGCUGACCGUGAAAGUAGUAACGUUUGUGCUUCAGGUGUAGAGGUGAUGAAAAGUGCGUGUAAAUCUUUAGACUAGCGUCUUCUGUGUUCAUGUAACUACACAUCUGAUCCUAGACCUAGAGAUCAUUUUAUAUGGUUGCUGAUAAAUUGUUUUGGAGUAUGGGUCACUGUAAUGAGUAGACUAUGAUUGGUGCAAGUGAAUAGGUAGUUUAGCUUGAUCAUGCUUUAUUAAGGCAAA
Messenger RNA from Hevea brasiliensis (rubber tree), 3161 nucleotides. Its product is annotated as DUF724 domain-containing protein 2. The transcript is spliced from 10 exons. NCBI's taxonomy places the organism in Eukaryota, Viridiplantae, Streptophyta, Magnoliopsida, Malpighiales, Euphorbiaceae. The record is from RefSeq and is a predicted model, not a curated record. Bases 58 to 2868 code for a protein of 936 amino acids.